This is a messenger RNA of Clupea harengus (Atlantic herring), 13839 nucleotides long. RefSeq names its product pericentrin (gene pcnt). Gene Ontology annotation, biological process: signal transduction. The transcript has 55 exons. The coding region runs from base 155 to 13381 and encodes 4408 amino acids. Gene Ontology annotation, molecular function: molecular adaptor activity. The record is from RefSeq and is a predicted model, not a curated record. Lineage: Eukaryota; Metazoa; Chordata; Actinopteri; Clupeiformes; Clupeidae.
CCAAGUUCGCGGCCAUGUUGAAUUUCUUUCUGACAGUUAUUUUGAGGAUUCCUUUCCAACUUCAAGAUAGCUAACUUAGAAAUUGGAGACCCAGUCAAAUAGAGGGUUGCAUCGAGAGCGAAGCUAAGUCUUAUGGUUUCAUUUGACUCGGGAGAUGGAUCAAGAUGAACGGCAGAGAAAACUCGAGGCCGGACGUGCAAAGCUUGCUAACUAUCGACAGCGGCGUGCGAAAGGUGACGGUGCGAGCACGCAGAAAAAGACGCCGAAGAGGAAGGGCCCGGCUGCACAGAAGAAUGUCGGCGCGGCAGAAGAUCAUCACCUAGAAAUGUGCCUAACGGACGAGCAGGACCAUGGACAGGACGCCAGGACCCCGCCUGAGCACUCUCCAAGGUCCUCUAGUGUGGACAACAGCGAUCAAGAGCUCCAGCAAUGUAGCAGGCUCACGCAUCACACAGACACAGAGAUGCAGAGCUCUGUUUUGGGGGACGGGGCAGCAGCUUACCAGCCUGAGGAAAUGGAGGACCUGGGCAUGAAGAUCAUCCCACACACAGGCAAAGAGCAGCUCAAGCAGUUGCAGUGUGCUGUGGAGAAGAGGAAUGAGAUCAUCUCUCAGCUCAGUGUGAACCUGCAGGUGGCGCUAGAGAGUCGAGACCAAGUGCAGAGUGAGGCUCAACAGCUCACUGAGCAGAUACAGGCUCUCCAGCAGCAACUGCAGCAGGCAAAAGAGUACUUGCGGUGUAAGAGUCAGGGUUGUGCUGAGCUCAGCCAGGCUCAGCAACACGUUGGCCCAUCGCUGCAGAACUUUCAGGACCAGGGGUCCCACGUUGACCUGCUACAGCAGCAGCUGAAGGAGUUUGAGCAGAAAACCAAAGAACAGCAGUGCCUCCUAGUCCAGAAGGAUUCAGUGAUCUCAGACCUUCAACAGAAGUUGGGUGUCACAGAGUCGGGCCUCUCUGAGCUCCAGACCACUUUCCCCCAAAGAGCUUCACCGUCCCCCAGCCUCAUGGACCUUCAAUGCUCCCCAUUACCAACGGGGGCCUUUGCACUCAGCCCAGAAAAAUGCACAGAGUCUGACCACUCAGACCCCCUCAUGGAGAGGCUACAAGCAGAGCUUGUGAAGGAGAAGGACCUUAGCCGACAAGCACAGGAGCGUGUUGAACACUUGCAGCAGCUUGUCAACAGCAUGGAAAGUGAUCGGAGCAGCGUGGAAGCCCAGCUGGCCGUGGUCCAAGCUGAGCUCAAGAGAGCUGAAUCCCACGCACACGAGGCCCAGCAGUACAAGGCGGAGAAGGACGAUCUGAACCGCGAGAUGUCCCGCUUACACGGCUUGGUGGACGAGCUCCAGAACCGUCUGCAUGAGGAGGAGGAGACUGCCCGUCUGAUGCGGUCCAAACACGAGGCGGACAUCUCGAACUACGACCUUCGUCUGCUUACGCUGCAGGAGGAAAGGGAAAUGGACUUGGCCCAGUUGGCUGAGACGCACGAGGCAGCACUCAAACGCCUACAGGGCGAACACGACGACGAGGUCCAGCGGAAGCUGCUUGAGCAAACUCAAGCCCAGGCUGCCCACCUUGACUUCUCAUCCAACCGCAGUGCCUCAGAGGAUCCAAGUGAGCGGGUCGGCCAGAUCAAGGCCUCUAAGGAGCAGCAGAAUCAGGAUCUGGCCAGUGAAGGUGCUGCUAGAGAAGACCUCUGUUUGGACACCUCGGUUUCGGACGACCAGGCGCCUCUCAUGGAUAUGUACCUGACCCACGCAGGCCAGCACAACAGCUCCUGGGCUGAGGAGAGCAUGGAGCAACACAGCUUGCUGGAGACGUCGCAGCAGUUUGAGUUCAACAGCGAAGUCAUGCAUGCAGGCGAGUCCAGGCUGCUUGAUCACACUGAGAAUGCUGCGGAUCUAACCGAAGGGGCCUUGUCUUUACCGGGUGACCUGGACAAUCUGCCAUCGGAGCCUGGUGAGUCAUUUGUCUCUGAGGGUAUGGACUUGGGCAAGGAGUUGCUGAUCCAGCAGUAUGAGGAGCUUGGUGAUCAGCUGGAGCAGAGGGAAAGGCAGCUGGAGAUCCUCCAGGAGGAGGUGCAGAGGUCGGCCGAGGAGGUGGAAGAGGCGAGGGAUCGGUGGAGCAAAGCUUCGGAGGACCUUGAGGCACUGAAGUGGGAGCUGGAGGCGGAGAGGGAUAAGAGGGUCCGGUGCGAGGAGAUCAUCAGCCAGAAGGAGCACGAGCAGGACAACCUGAAGAACAAGCUCAGCUUCCUGCAGAACCUGCAAGAGCAGCAGGAGCUGGAGUACCAGAGGAGCAGAACCAAUGAGGUAGACCAGGAAGGCAAGACCAUCCGCCUCUCCAGCGAUGACCUGAUCAAGGAGCUGAAGGAGGAGAAACUCCAGCUGGUCUUCCAGCUGAAGCUGCAGGAACAACUGGUCAGAGAUGUCCAGGAGAAGAAGCUUGCUGGAGACUCGGUGAGCAGCGACGUCCAGGAACUCUUCAGCCGCCAGCUCUCUGCUUUGCAGGCUCACAGAGACCAGUUGCUGAUGCAGCUGGAAAGCCAGCGGGAGAAGACCCAGACCAACUCGCUGCUGCUGGGGCAGAAGACUCUGGACGUGGACUCUGCUCACAAGGAACUCCAGCAGUUUUCUGCAAAGAUGGAGGAGAGAGGGGAAAAGCUUCAGGCCUUGGAGAAGGAGAGGGCAGAUUUGGAGAGCAAGCUCAAUUGCCUUAAAGAGAACUUGACCAACCUCGAGGAGGCGCAGAGCCAAAUGGUUCUGGAGAAGGCCAGUCAAGAGAGACGCAUCCAGGCACUGGAGGAGCAGGUCAAUAGCAUGGAGAAUGUUUUGGAAUCUGAACUCGAAGACUUCCAGACCCAGCUGGAGGCUAAGGACUCAGAGUUGGAGAAGAUAAAGGUGGAGCAUGAGAAGGCGGAGGAGGAGCGCAUGGAGAAGGAUAGUGCCUGGCUGAAAGAGCUGGAUGCUGUCAGGCAGGCACUUGAGGAGCUCAAGAGGCAGCACACAGAGGAGGUGCAUUCAGCCAACAGCUGCCACGAAGAGGAAAUUCAACAUCUGAAGGAGAAGCACCAGAAAGAGAUGGAUGAACUGGAUGCUGAGUUUGAUGACAGACUAUCGGAGCUCAAAACCUACAUGGACGAGGAGCAGAGAAGGCAAAUCAGCACGAUCAAACAGGUCCACGAGCGUGAGCACCAGAGAGCAUUGUCUCAGAUGUCGGUCGAGCAGAGGGAGUCUCUGGAGAGGCUGAGGGAGGAGCUCACCGGAGAGCAGAGGGAGAGCAUGGAGGAGGCGCACCAGGCAGAAAUGCUGCAGGCACAGGCGCAGCAGAACCUUGAGCUGGAGGCGCUGCGUCUGAGCCUGACCAACAUGCACACGGCGCAGCUGGAGCUCUCCCAGACCAACAUGCAGAAGGAGAAGGAGGCGGCGCUGAGCGAGCUGCAGGCCUCACUGCGGGACAAGUGGGCCCAGGAGAGCGCCAUGCUGCAGGCGCGUCAGCAGUUCGAGCUGGAGAGGGUCCGCGAGCUGACCCGACAGCAGGAGGAGCGGCUCCAGCAACAGCACCAGGGGGAGAUGGAAGAUCUCAAGAAUGAGUGGGAGAAACGACUGUCAGAACAGAAAUCUUCUGCAGAACAGCUUCAAGACAGUCAAAUACAGGAACUGAAGGCCCAGUGGACCCAGGAGGCUGAGAAGACCCAAGCGGACCUCCAGGCCCGUGUGGAUGAAGCCCAAAAGAGUCUGGGUGAGACCCAGGCAGCUCUCACUGAGGCAAGGGCUAACCUGGAGGACCUGCAGGCCUCCCGGGACCACGAGGUCCAGAGACUAGAGCAGGAGCUGGAUCAGGCCUGGGCGGACCGUGACUCAGCUGCCCGUGCUGUAGAGGAUCUGGUGGCCAGUCAUAAGGUGGUGUUACAGGAGGAGCAGGCCCGCUCCCAGCACCUGGUGGAGAGAGAGAAACAGCUGCAGCAGGAGGUGGAGAAGCUGCAGGUGCAGCAGGCUGAGCUGAAGGCCAGCUCUCAGCAGGAGGCGGCUCACCUGUGGUCCCAGCUGGAGGCCAUGAGGAGCAGCCGCCAGGAGCUGGGAGAGUUGAGGGAGCAGCUGGUGGCUCGCUCCAUGCGGGUGGAGGACAUCGAGCAUCUGAAGCAGGAGUUCACGCAUCAGCGCCGUGACCUUCAGGAGCAGAACGAGUCGGAACUGGAGAACCUGCGCACCUACUUCGAGCAGCGGCUGCGCUCCAGCGAGGAGGGCCACCGUGAGGAGAUCGCCCUGCUGCAGCUGCGCCUCAUCGAGGGGGCCCUGGAGGAGUCCGUGCUCAAGUCCGCAGACUCCAGUUUCCUCUCGGAAGGGAAAGCAGAUGAGGAGAAAAAUGACAUGCUGGCAGAGAUCAACAAGCAGCUGGAGCAACACAAGGAGGAGCUGGACUCGUUGCGUGUGCAGCUGGAGCAGAGGCACAAGCAGGAGCUGGACCUCCUGCGCUCCCGCAUGGCACUGGCCCACCGCGAGGAGCUGCUGCAGGUGGGCAACAACCUGACCGACCGCUACUUCAGCGAGAUCCAGGAGCUGAAGAACAAACACGCCAUGGAGCUGGAGCAGCUGCGAGCGCGCCUGUCGGAAAGCCACGUCAAAGAGAUCACUCGUCUGCGGCUGCAGUCGGCUCAGGAGGUGGCUCGUGAGGUGGAGUCUGAGCUGGAGCAGCGCGGCGAGGCCCAGGAGCAGGAGCACCAGGCCCGACUGACCCAGCUGCAGGCAGAGGCCCAGAGGCUGCUGGCGCUGGAGGCCUGCAUGGCCCAGCUCACCCAGGAGCACGUGCAGGAGCUGCAGCGCGUCGCCGUGCAGCAACAGUACGAGCUGCGCCAGGCUGAGCAGAAGCUGAAGGAAGGCUUUGCGAAGGAGCUGCGCGUACGCCUUGAGGAGGCGCAGGCCGAGGAGCGCGAGCGCCUCACCCUGGAGGCUCAGGAGGAGCUGUCUCACCUCCGCACCGAGCUGCAGGCCCAGCUGGAGGAGCAGCGGAGGGCUCUGGAGGGCGAGCUGGCGACGGAGCGGGAGCGUCUGCGGGCCCUGGAGGGCGGGGAGAACCCGCAGCUGCUGGCCCUCAAGCAGAGGCUCCAGGCGCAGCACGACGGCGAGCUCAGGACCGCCCGCAGCACCAUGGCCGCGGAGGUCAAGGAGCUCAACGCCCUACUGCUGGAGCAGAGUGAGGACCGCCUGCGCGACACACACGACAGGUUCCAGGAGGAGAAGGGGCAGCUGGAGGAGAGGCUGGCCCAGGAGAGGGACUCCGCUCUGGGGGAGCUCGGACAGAAGCACCAGGCUGAGCUGGAGGCCCAGAAAGCUGAGCUGGACAAACUGACUGCUCAGAUAGAGCACCUGCAGCAGGAGUGCCAGAGCCUGACUGACAAGCACCAGGCGGAGCUUGAGUCCAUCUCCUCCAAUCACAAAGCAGCCUUGCUGGCUCAGCAGGUGGAGCUUGCUGUCAAGCACAGUGCAGAGUUUGACAAGCUGGAGGCCAUCCUCCAGGAGGCCAAUGAGGCGCAGCUGGAGGCCAAAGAGGUGGAGCUGGAGAGCCGACACGGGCGCGAGAAGGAGAAGCUGGAGGCCAGGAUGCUGGCUAACAUGGACACCCUGGAGAACACUUACCUGCAGGAGAUCCACACUAUCCGUGAUGAGAAGGAGGCGGCACUCGGGGAGCUGGAGAGGCAGCAUAAGGCGGAGGUGAAGCAGUUGGAGGCAGAGCAGCUGUCAAUCACAGAGGAGCUGAGGAGAGAACUAGCCCAGGCUCACAUAGACAAGUUCAACGCUAUGGCAACCAAGCUGAACCAAGCUCAUCAGGCGGAGCUGACGGCAGCAAUGUCCCAGGCCCAGGCAGGGCACUGCUCAUCUCUGGAGGCGCUGCAGCAGCAGGUGCUGGAGCUGGAGCAGCAACACAGCGCCGCCCUGCUGGAGGUCCGAGACAUGAGCAGCGUCGAGAGGCAGCAGCUGCAGCAGCAGCUCAACACGCUCUGCGCCCAGCACCAGCAGCAACUACAGGAGCUGAAAGGUGCAUCUGCCCGUGAGCUUGAGGCUUUGCGUCGGGAGCUGGAAGAGGAGGCGUCCAGGCAGCGCCUGCACUUCGUGGAAGAUGCGGAGCUUUUCAAGUGCCAGUCGGAAGAGCUGCUUCAACAGAGGAUCAGUCAGCUAAAGGAGGAGAGUGAGCGGGAGAGGGAGACUGCAGUCGAGGAGAAAGAGAAGGAGAGGAAGCAGGCUGUAGGGGAGCUGACCCGGGAGCGGGAGGAGGUGCUGGAGGAGCAGGAGGGCCGGCUGAGGCAGGAGCAGCAGCAGCUGGAGCAGAGCUACAAGGACAAGAUGGACCAGCUCACUGUGCAGCUGCAGCAGCUGGACACCGUGGUGGCUCAGUUGCGCAGUGAGGUGAGUGGCCUGCAGGGAGCGCUCCAGGGGAAGAGCAGUGAGAUGUCUACUCUGGAGGGCCUGCUGCAGCGCCGCGAGAGGGAGGGGCAGGAGGGAGACAACCUGGUCACCAUGCUCCGCGACGACCUCACCGACGCCAAGCAACAGAGGCAAGCCCUGGGCGAGGCCAACGAGAGGCUGCAGCACGUGAUGCUGGAGAUGCUGAAGAGCGCCAUGGCGACGGAGGAGCUGAUCAGCCGCAAGGUGGGCGCGUGUUUGACCGCCAGGAUGCCCAGUACAGGGACGGACAGCGGGCUGGAGCACACCACCUCACGGACACACGGAGGCAGCGGAGAUGGACCAGGGACAGCCUCUGUGCCAGCGGUGGAGAGUGAGUGCGGUCCGGACGGCAGCCUGUGGUCUCUGAGUGACGAGGGGCUGGAGCUGUCCCAGCGGCUGUGCGAGAGCCUCUUCGUGGGGGCCGAGAUGCAGCUGGAGCCUCAGCAGGAGGAGUUGCUCCUGGGGGCCGGGGCCCGACUGCGCUCCACCGUGGACAAGCUUCUGGACCUGGUGGACCAAUCCACACAACAGCUGGAGCAAACGGAGCGUUUCAGUCAGACCACGACUGUGGACACUGCUCAGCUGCUGCUGCAGCAUAAUCAGCUCCUGGAGCAAAUGGACCAGGAGGCCGGUCAGAAGAGCCACCUCCAGCUGGAACUGCACAAGGCAGAGGGCCUGCUGGAGGGCUACGUGUGUGAGAAGGCCUCCAUGGAGGAGCGCAUGCAGCAGAAGGAGACGCGGGAGGAGCGCCUGGUGCAGGAGCUGGAGGAGGUGCGCGAGCGGCUGCAGCAGCUGAGUGAGGAGCACGCCCUGCUGCUCCGCCAGAGAGACGCGCUCGGCGCCGGCCUUGGAGAUGCCGAGAAGGGUCUGCUGGAGGAGACUCAGCGUCUGGCGCAGGAGCGCCUGGACGUGCAGCGGCAGGCGGAGAAGGACCGUGGUGGUCUGGCGUCACGUCUGCGCCUGCUGGAGGUCACGCUGGAGGAGCAGGAGAGCCGCGACACAGAGCAGGAGCAGCAGCAUCGAGCCCAGACGGAAGACCUGCAGCAGCACAUCCACGCCCUGGAGAAACAGCUCAAACACCACCGCCAGUUCAUGGACGAACAAGCAGUGGAGCGAGAGCAUGAGAGGGAUGAGUUUCAGCAGGAGAUCAAGAACCUGGAGGCCCAGCUCAAGCUGCCAACCAAAGGGCACAGUACCACAGGCAAAAAGGGCCAAAGAAUAGAGGAGUUGGUUGCUCAGGUGGAGAGCCUGCAGGCCCUCAUCAAAGAUAAGAUCGAGGAGUUCGGCAUCCUGCAGCUGGCCAAGGAGCAGGCCCAGUGCGAUGUGGACGAGCGCAACGAGGAGAUCGACAAGCUGACUGGCCGCAUCCGCGAGCUGGAGCAGGCCCUGCUGUCCAGCACCGACACCAGCCGCGCCCUCACACAGCUGGAGCAGGAGCUGCAGAGGGCCCGCAAGAACCAGCAGGACCUCAUACAGGACAAGGAGGCCCUGCAGCAGCAACAGUACGGCAACAAGCUGCAGAUCUCGGCCCUGCAGUCCAAGCUGGACGAGACCAAGCACCGGCUGCCCGAGAACACCAUUGAGCACGGCCUCCGGCAGGAACUUGACACCGCCAUACAGGAGCUACAGGACAAAGACCAGCAGGUGGAGGACCUGCUUGCGCGUGUGGAGGACGUCCAGGCAGAGCUGGAGCUCAGGCAGGAGGAUGUGCAGCAGCUCAGCCUGCAGCUGGAGCUCCACACCAGAGAGCACCAGGCCCAAGAGGAGCAGCUGCAGGACGCCUUCACUGAACUACAGGACACGGUGAGCGAUCUGCGCCGACGACAGGAGGAGCAGGAGGAGGAGCAGCAGGAGGCACUGCAGCUCCCCGCCGCCCUCCUGGAGGAGAAGAACCAGGAGAUCGACCACCUCAACCAGCAGCUGCUCCGCCUGCAGCAGGAGGUGGAGCUGACCAGAGACAACAGGGAAGUGGAAGAGAAGCAGGCGGAGAUCGAAGAGCUGCAGGUGCAGGUGGAGCGUCUCCGCGGCGACCAGCAGCGCGUGCGCGAGUCCCAGGAGCAGGAGGUGGAGCAGCUGCACGAGGUCAUCCAGCGGCUGCAGGCCGAGCUGGCGCAGCUGGCCCCCAACGCCCACGAGCUCAGCGACCCGCAGGUCGAGAGCGAGGCCGAGAGCGGCGGCACCGCCGCUAGCCCCGAGUCCACCGACUUCUCCUGGAACGCCGGGCCCCACGGCCGCGCCCAGGCCCUGGGCCAGGAGGAGAGCCUGUGCCACGAGCUGACCAGCCACAGCCUGCAGCUGUCGCGCCAGCGGCUCCGGAAGCUGCGGCAGGAGCUGGAAGAGGCGGCCGCCGAGAAGGAGGCGCUCCAGAGGCUGCUCCUCACCCAAGAGGAGGAGUACGCGCUGCAGGUGAAGACUCUCGGAGCAAGCCUGAAGGAGGAGCGAGAGAGGCUGGCAAAGCACCAGUCGGAGGCCAAGGAGCUCAGUGGACUGCUAGAGGAGAGGGAGGCCCAGGUGGAGCAGCUGGAGGCCCGAUCGAGGGAGCUGGAAGACGGGGAGAGGGAGUGCAAGGCCACCCUGGCGGAGAUGGAGGUCCGGAUGAAGGAGGCGGAGGAGAGGAGGGACGAGGCCCUGAGGGAGCUGGAGAAUGUGGGAGUAGAGGCCCAGCAGCGGCGAGGUCAAACCCAGGAGGUGAGCUCCCUGAAGGAGAAGAAGGAGCUGGAGGACCUUGUGCUAGAGCUCCAGAGGAGCGAGGAGGAGACUAGGACCACCACUGAGACGCUGAGGGCAAAGGUCGCUGAGCUGGAGGAACAGGUCCAGGAGGCAAGGGCAAAAGCAGUCACCUUGGAGAUGGGGAAAAGGGAGCUGCACGUGGAGCGGCAGGCUCUGAGACAGCGCGAGGGCCGGCUCCAGGAGGAAAUAGAGAAUCUCAAAGAGGAAGUGAUGUCGAAGAGCUGCCUGGUUGAGGAACUGAGUGAUCAGCUGGAGGACAGGGUGAGCCAGAAUGAGGACACCCAGAAAGAAGUGCUGACGUGCGCCGAGGAGACGCUGGCGAAAGCGGACGCAGCCCUGAGGGAACGAGAGCGCCAGUUCAACCAGCUGAGGGCGGAGCAUGAUGCCCUGAGGGUGGAGCUUGCGACUGUGAAGGAGGGGCUUAGCUCUAGCACUGAGCGUGCAGAGAAACUACAGGAGGAAGGACAGACUAAAGACCGUGCCUUAGCGGACCUUGAGGUGCACAACUCUCGUCUGAAGGCUGAGCUGCGGGGCUUACAGGAGGACCUGGCUGUGCAGGAGGAGGAGUUGGCCUACCAGCAGCGUGAGCUCGAGCAGCUCCGUCAACGCUGCAGCCCCCCUGCGCCGCCACCUCCCCAGCUCGUCUCCUCCACCACCUCCCCCAUCCGUCACACCCACCCUCACCACCACCACCACCUCCACGGUCCCAGCUUCGUCUCCUCCGUCGGCGCCUCCUCCCUUUGCUCGCCGGAGGUGCUCCGCCGGCCAGACGCCAGCAUGGAUGAGCGCGGGGCCGUCCACCUCCACACCAUCUCCCACCUGUCGGAGCUCAGCGGCCUGCAGCCGGAGCGGCGGCUGGACCUGCUGCACCACCGCGGCAGAGGCGGCGGCGGCGGCUCGACCCACUCCUCGCCCUCGCGCUCCAUCAGCAUGCCCCCGCAGCCCGACACGGAGCCCGAGCGGCGGACGGCCAGCAGCAGCAGCGGCAGCAUCCGCUCGCCCACCUCGCUCUGCGCCUCAGACAACCUCUCCAUGCUUGACUCGCUCGACGCAGACAAGAUGGACCAUCUGGACCUGACCUCCUCCAUGCGCUCCACGUCCCCAGGCUCCGCCCCAGAGUGGGUCAGCGACGGCUACGGCAGCAAUGUGAGCUCAGACCUGGGCGCUCGUCUUAAAUUGGAGCUGGAAAACACGGAGCGUCUGGAUGCCCAUUUUGUGGAUUACCUGCGUUACCGUGGCAUCGCCCCGGCUGACAAUGCUGACAGCGCAGCAGGAAGCAUGUACCAUAGUGAUGAGCUGCUUUCACCUGAACUACAGACGCUGCUGAAGAGAGUGUAUCAGGAGAGCUGCCGAGUGCUAUCCCUCUCCCGACGCCCCGUCCCAUCGGGCCAGACGGCCUCUGAUUCGUCCCCACCACCGUCGUGGCAGCAGGAGAGGCGGGCCUUGCAGGAGACUGUGCUGUCACUCAGAGAGCUGCUCUGCAGAAUGGCUGACCGGGAGCCCAAGACGACUGGCAGUGAUGCUGACUGGCGGCAAGAGCUUCUGCAGGCGGUGAGGAGUGUGUUUGAUGGCGAGAGGGUGUGGCUGCACACAGAGCUGCAGGCGUUGCUCUCACACACACCUCACGACCACACACCGCUUAUCAGCCACAUGGAAAAGCUGCUCAGCAAACAGGAGGAGCAGCAGAAGCGUUCCCUGGAGCAGCUGCUGGGCGCCGACCGGAACAGCCUGCAGUUAGAGGUGCAGAGGCUGCAGGCGCAGCUGCAGAUGUGCAGCAGGCAGAGCCAGGAGCGGCUGCAGCAGCUGCAUGCCACACUCACUGCAGCACAGGAGGAGGGAAUGCAGCGCCAGCAGAACCUGCGCAAGCAAGUGGAACAGCUGGAGGUGCAGCUGCAGCAGAGGCAGACGCUGUGUGAUGACCUGCGCAGUCGGCUGCAGCAGGAGCAGAGUCAGGACGAGCAGCAGCGCAGGCAGCUGCAGCACGAACAGGAAGUGACAUCGCAGCUGAGGGCCGACUUGGAGGAGACCAGCCUGCAGCUCCACAGCGCCACCAAGAGUCAGGAGCAGCUCAGGCUGAAGUUGGCGACUGAGGAGGAGGCUGUGAGCCGAGAGCAGGCCAGAGCCCACGAGCUACAGGAACAACUACAGCAGCAGUCGAUGUCCCAGUCUCUGCGCUCCACCAUAGAGGAGCAGUCCUCUCGGCUGGCCCAGCUCGGUGCCGGCCUGGAGCAGGAGCGCGCCGCUGUCUCCAACCUGCGGGGGGAGCUGCGCAUUGAGCGCUCCCGCUGCGAGGCCCUGCUGGCCCAGGAGCGCCAGCGCACCCAGCAGGCCGUGCAGGAGGAGCGCGGGCGUGCCAACGGCCUCUCGGAGGCACUGGCGAGGCAGAGCCAUGAGCACGCCCGGCGCCUGGAGGAGGAGGCGCUCAGACAGGAGGCGGCGACUGCGCACGACCGCGCCUUCAUUGCAGAGCUGCGUGCCCAGCUGCAGCAGGAGAGGGACCGGCAGGAGCAGCUGGAGGAGCAGCUGGCAGCGGCUACAGCAACACACAGCCACCAGAGGAGGGUGGAGGAGGAGCAGCAGACGAACAUGCUGGAGAAGCGUGACAGCGAGGAGUGUGUGCGUCUGCGCGAGGAGCUGCAGCAGCUGCAGGCGCAGCGCGAGGAGGUGAGCGUGAGCCUGCAGGAGGAGCGUGGCCGGGCGCGGGCGCUGCAGCAGGAGCUGGAGGCGCUGCGGGCGAAGGUGAGCGCGCUGAAGGAGAGCGAGAAGCAGAGGGACGAGCAGUGGGAGCGCCAGAGGAGCAGGGACCGGCAGGAGCAGGCCGAGAGAGAGCGACGCCACGACAGGAACAGCCAGAAACUGCUGGAGCUGGAGCUCUUGAGGCAGCGUGAUCAGCAGCGCUUGCAGGAGUUGCAGCACACGUUAGCUGACCUGGAGGUGCAGGAGAAGCAGCUGACGGCCGAACACCUGCAGAGGAGCUCCGAGCUGGGCACACACUCCUCGCAGACCAACACACACUCCUUACAGACCCACACAGACUCCUCGCAGACCAACACACACAACCUGCAUCCCAGCAGACACACCACGGAGCAGCCCAGCCAGUCCGCCAACCACAGCCAGAACUCAUCCUCCUCCUCUUCCUCGGGCAUGAUGGAGCGUCUGCUGAGGGAGAACUCCGAGCUGUCGGAGCGUCUCACCCAGCUCAGCGAGGAGCGCGUCUCCCUCAAACACACACUCAGCUGUCUGGAGCGGGAGCUGCACUCGCACAAGCGCAAUGAGCAGGUGAGAUCAUCAGGCGAGACUGCGUGGCUGAAAGAACGUGCCAGCCUGCAGAUGGCAGUCCGCUCCGCUCAGAGCCAGCUGGCCAAACUCACCGCUGAGAUUGAGAACAGACCGCUGCCUGAGCCCUCAAACAGCAAGGUGCAGCGUCUGUAUGAGCGGUACCUGCGAGCGGAGAGCUUCCGGAAAUCUCUGGCCUACCAGAAGCGCUACCUGCUGCUGGUGCUGGGCGGCUUCCACGAGUGUGAGCAGGUGACCCUGGCGCUCAUCGCCCGCAUGGGGGCGCACCCCUCCCACAGCGACCUGCGGGCCGCCGCCUCCCUCCGCUCCCGACCAAUCAACCGCUUCCGGGCCGGCGUGCGCGUGGUCAUCGCCAUCUUCAGGCUCAAGUUCCUGACCAGGAAGUGGCAGAAAGCCAUCAGGAAGACUGGAAUGAGCUCCACGAUGGUCAACGGACACAAACCCACUGGCACUAGCUCACUGUCCACCAUGAGGUCUGAGGUCCUGAGGCCGCAGCAUCCGAGCUCUGCCUACAACUCCCCGCCCACAAAGGACCCUCCAACACAGAAGAGUGGAGUCGCUCCUCUGGUGCCGCCAAUCAAAUCCCAGCUAAUAACGCAGAACAGGAUGUAUGCGAGCCCUGUGCUGUUGCAGACAGAGCGCUCCCUCUCUGCAUCCCAGGAUGCCGAGCGCUCGCUCACUGAGUACAUCCAGCACCUGGAGACCAUCCAACAGCGGCUUGGGGCUGUCCGUCCAGUCAGCCCGGGGGAGAGCGGGAGACACGGCCACGGCAGCAUGGCUCACAUGAUGGGUCAGAGGCAGAAGUGGCUGAGUGACAACAGGGGCGGGCUCUAUUUCAGCUGCCUGUCGCCUGCUUACAUGCUGCCGCCCGGAUCCCCCUCGCUGCCUUCAUAUCCGAGGAAAUCCGACCGCUGAAGGAAUGUUGCAUUUUAAACCGCACUUGUGCCAGUGUUUGUCAUGUUCCGUUUUUGUAUCGUAAUCGCCGCCAUUUCUGUGUUUUUUUUUUUUUAAUAAAUAAGAAGACAUUUUUAAUUGCUUAAAUUAUUCUUUUUUCAUUACUUUCAGUUGUGAUUUUUGUAUUGUCUUCACAAAAUCGAUUAAUACACUGGUUUCAUUUGAAUGUGCUUGAAAUAGUGGUCACUAUUUUUUUAAAUAAAGUUUUUAUAUACAUUUCUAUCAUAUGCUCUGUACAAAUGUUUGCAUUCUGCUAUUCUUUAUAUUUGUAAUGUACAUUUAAGAAAGUUGCACUGGAAUCGGACACACAAAGAAGCGUGAAGUUCUGAUAAACUGUUUUUCUAAGUGUUUUGUUUUUUAUUUACCAACAUUUCUACAAAAACAUUAUUAAAUAUUUUAUUCCAAAUGCAUACCACCAA